Messenger RNA from Triticum urartu, 1588 nucleotides. RefSeq lists its product as uncharacterized. The record is from RefSeq and is a predicted model, not a curated record. NCBI's taxonomy places the organism in Eukaryota, Viridiplantae, Streptophyta, Magnoliopsida, Poales, Poaceae.
UGCGCUCACCAAUCCCACUCCGCUCCAGUCCAUUCCUCUCCCCGGACGAACUCCACCAAAGAAAAAAUCGGCACAGGAGCGAAGCCCUAGGCCGCUCUCCCCUGCUCCGCGUCCAUGGCGACGGACGCCUCCCCCCCUCCGCCGCGCAAGAGCCCGGGGCCUCAGCCGGCGGCGGACCCCCCUGAAGGCGCCUCGCCGCUGCCGGCGGGGUACAUCUUCAUGUGCAGCGGCGAGACCAGGCCCGAGUGCUUCAGGUACAGGGUGCUGGGCCUGCCGCGGGGGAGGCUGGACGCCGUCUCCCGGAUCAGGCGCGGCGCCGCGCUCUUCCUAUACGACUUCCACGCCAAGCACCUCUACGGGCCCUACCGCGCCGACUCCGACGGCGGCCUCGCCCUCGAGCCCGCCGCCUUCCAGGGCCGCUACCCUGCCCAGGUCAAAUUUGUGAUUGAUGGUGAUUUCAUGCCUAUCCUAGAGAGUAGCAUAAGAAAUGCCAUAAGAGAGAAUUAUUCCCGUGGGAAAUUUUGGCCUGAACUUACCUUUACGCAAGUUGAGAAACUGAGAGCAUUGUUCCGUCCAGUUACUUCACUGCCAGUGCCAGAGGCACCACCCCUGCAUUAUGUUGACAACAGGCAUCCCGCUCAAUCUGCUGCUUUUCUGCCUCCUUCAGCUUCAUACCCAACACAGCCAACUUCUUAUGUGCAUCACCCAAGCACUUUUGCUCCUACUCCAGCUGCUCAUCUGGUGCCAAAUCAACCUUACCCACGCCCAGAUUCUCACCUUCCUGUGACUGCUCAAUACACAACACCUGCUUACUAUGCGACCCCAACUGCGUAUCCGUAUCAAGCAGGUUAUCAAGCAUAUGGUCCACCUCCUGCCACCUACCACUACGCCCAAGCGCCUCCUUUGCAAUAUCACUAUGCGCAAGCCCAACACCCUGUGCCAGAACAUGUUACAGACCCUGCCUAUUCCUCUGAUCCCUACUAUGCUGCUAAUCGGAAUGAUCCAUAUCGAUAUGAUGCUGUGAAAUCUCAUUACCAGGAAACUACUUCUGGGAGAGCUGCCUAUGGUGCACCACCACAUGAAGCAGCCGCGACGAACCUGCAGCUCGUCAGGCACCAUGGGUACGCUCCAGGCAGCGAGGGUGCAGCCGGAGGAACCCCACAGCGCAGUGCUGAAGGAGCAGCGCCGGCGAUCGAUGAUGACAACUGGCCGCCCGCCCCAGCGACCACACAGGCUGUGCCAUCGGUGCAUGGCGUCGCAGCUGCACCAGCUUACCUGUGACCAUUCAGUUCUUUUUGCUGGUGUGCUUGACCAAGGGACUGGGAUUUCAGACCGGUGAAAGAUGGCAUCGCUCUCGUUUCUGCUGAUGUGUUUGGUAUGAUGUACAGAUGGAUUCAGCUGCUGCUCUUUGGUUUGCUAGACUAGUGGUACUAACUGGUAGCCUAGCACGAUCCUUGACCGUUUUGCGCAAGUUGUUGAGAUGGGUCAUUGUGUUUGUGGGUGUUUUUUUGACAAAAUUGACUCCUUAUCGAAAGUUCAGCCAAAAGAUAAUCCUUUUGCUCAACUGAGUGAAAUGAAGUUUCCAGUA